Messenger RNA from Pipistrellus nathusii (Nathusius's pipistrelle), 1524 nucleotides. Lineage: Eukaryota; Metazoa; Chordata; Mammalia; Chiroptera; Vespertilionidae. The record is from the annotation of a GenBank genome assembly.
AUGUGUACAAUGAUGGUCCAAGUCCUUUGGGGAUGUUUUCUCCUGUGGAAUGUCUACAUCUCAUCUGCCUGGAUCACACACCCUGGAAUCAAGGCAAGGGCUACUCAGAGGGCUCUGGACUAUGGCGUUCAAGCUGGGAUGGAGAUGAUUGAGCAAAUGGCCAAAGAAAGAAAUCUUCCAGAUUUAAAUGGUUCUGAAUCUCUUGAAUUUCUGAAGGUUGAUUAUGUGAACUACAAUUUCUCAAACAUAAAAAUCCAUGCCUUUUCAUUUCCCAACACAUCAUUAGCCUUUGUGCCCGGGGUGGGAAUCAAGGCACUGACCAACCAUGGCACAGCCAACAUCAGCACAAACUGGGAAGUCAAGUCUCCACUUUUCCAAGACUCAGGAGGAGCUGAUUUAUUUCUCUCUGGGGUCUACUUCACGGGUAUUCUUAACCUAGCCCGAAAUGACUUUGGUCAACCAACUGUGGAACUCCAAGACUGCCAUGCCCAAGUGAGCCACGCCCACGUCUCAUUCUCUGGAGAACUCAGUGUCCUGUAUAACUCCUUUGCUGAGCCCAUGGAGAAACCCAUUUUAAAGAACUUAAAUGAAAUGCUCUGUCCCAUUAUCACAGGAGAGGUGGAAGCACUGAAUGCCAAUCUCAGCAUGCUGGAGGUUUUAACCAAGAUUGACAACUAUACCCUGCUGGAUUAUUCGCUAAUGAGUUCUCCAGAAAUUACUGAGAACUACAUUGACCUGAAUUUGAAGGGCGUAUUCUAUCCACUGGAAAACCUCACCGACCCGCCCUUCUCCCCAGUGCCUUUUGUGCUCCCAGAACGCAGCGACUCUAUGCUCUACAUUGGAAUCUCCGAAUACUUCUUUAGAUCUGCAUCCUUCGCUCAUUUUGCAGCUGGGGCUUUCAAUGUCACUCUCUCCACAAAAGAGAUUUCCAGCCAUUUGGUUCGAAACUCUCAAGGCGUUGGCAACAUUCUCUCCCGGAUUGCGGAGAUCUACAUCUUGUCCCAGCCCUUCAUGAUUCGAAUCAUGGCCACAGAGCCUCCUGUGAUCAGUUUGCUACCGGGGAACUUUACCCUGGACAUCCCUGCUUCCAUCAUGUUACUCACGCAGUCUGAGAAUUCGACUGCCGAGAGCAUCGUUUCCAUGGACUUUGUCGCUAGCACCAGUGUCAGCCUGGUUAUUCUGGGACAACGACUGAUCUGCUCCCUGUCUCUGAACAGGUUCCGCCUCUCUUUGCCAGAAUCCAAUCACAACAAUAUUGAGGUCUUGAGGUUCGAAAAUAUUUUGUCCUCCAUCCUCCACUUUGGCGUCCUCCCACUGGCCAAUGCAAAACUGCAGCAAGGAUUUCCUCUGCCCAGCCCAGACAAAAUCUCAUUCGUCAAUUCAGACGUUGAAGUCCUUGAGCAUUUCCUUUUGAUUUCCACUGACCUGAAGUAUGAAACACCAGUAAAACAGCAACCAAGUUUCUAUGGUUGGGAAGGUCUGAAUCUCAUAAAUGGACAGUGGAGGGGAAAACCAGUGCCCUGA